GUAAGGGGACGCUCGGUGUCGUGAAACGCGGAGAGGUCGCUGUUGGCAAAGUGGGAACAGAUCCAUUGUGGAUCCGACUGAGCCGCAGACAGACAGGUCCGUGCUGCGGACAGACAGUUCCGUGCUGCCGCUCCGCGGACAUAAAGCGACUCCUGACGGAAUAAUAACAAUAAUAACACGGAUGUUAAUGACGUCAGCGGCCGACGGUAUCCGUCGUGAGGAGGACGUGAAGGAGGACCUCCGGGAUCUCAAGAGUUAAGACAUCACAACUGUUUAUUUCUGAGGGGCUAACAGGCUAACCGGCUAACGCUCUGAAACAUAAUAACACACCGCGGGUCGUAGCUCCUCAGAUCUCCUUCCCCUCGUCGAAAAGUACCCGGAAUAUUCCGGGCAUAUUCCGCAAAGGAGCGACGGUGAUCGGGCCGCGUGCGAAAGUUUGGGACCGAUGAGGAGCGGAAAGAUUCAGGCUGCCGUCUGAUUGGACACCAUGAUUGACGGGCGGCCGUCCGGCCCCGGCCCCGCUCACCCUCGACCCCGCCCCCUGCUCUAGACGGCCUCCCCAUGUCGGCGUGUCUAGACUAGCUCCCUCCCUCCCUGACCCUUGACCCCCCCUGACCCUGGCGUGCCCCACCAUGCUGCGCAUGCUGCCCCUGAAGCUGGGGCGCGUGUACCGCUGCGUGAAGCUGCUGGCGGUGGUGGGCCUGCUGGUCAUCCUGCUGAUGAACACCCACAGCCUGCUGGCGUCCUUCCAGAAGAACGAGCUCACGGACCGCCGCUUCAUCAACCUCAACAAGUGCCCCGCCUGCUUCGGCACCAGCUGGUGCCGCAAGUUCAUGAACGGCCAGGUGUCGUUCGAGGCCUGGGGCCGCCUGCGCUUCCUCGACGUGUUCAACGUGAAGAACGUGUACUUUGCGCAGUACGGCGAGCCGCGCGAGGGCACGCGCCGCGUGGUGCUGAAGAGGCUGGGCUCCAACCAGGAGCUGGCCGACAUCGACCAGAAGAUCUGCAAGCGGGCGACGGGGCGCUCGCGCUGCGACCUCAUCCAGGGCGUGUACAAGACGGAGUUCGCCCGGCUGAACGGCGAGGUUCGCCUGCUGACGCCCGAGGUGGUGGAGGGCUGGUCGGACCUGGUGCACUGCCCCUCCCAGAGGCUGCUGGACCGGGUGGUGCGGCGCUACGCCGAGACCAAGGACUCGGGCAGCUUCCUGCUCAAGAACCUCAAGGACACGGAGAAGAUGCAGCUGCUGAUGACGCUCGCCUUCAACCCAGAGCCUCUGGUCCUACAGAGCUUCCCAUCCGACGAGGGCUGGCCGUUCGCUAAGUACCUGGGGGCGUGCGGGCGCGUGGUGGCGGUGAACUACGUGGGCGAGGAGCUGUGGAGCUUCUACAACGCGCCGUGGGAGAAGAGGGUGGACCUGGCCCGGCAGCUCAUGGACAUCGCCGAGCAGCUCACCAACAACGACUUCGACUUCGCCCUCUACCUGCUGGACGUCAGCUUCGACAACUUCGCCGUCGGUCCGCGGGACGGCAAGGUGAUCGUGGUGGACGCCGAGAACGUCCUGGUGGCCGACAAGAGGCUGAUCAAGCAGAGUGAGUCCUCCUCCUCGUCUUAAUCCUCCUCCUCCUCUUCCUCCUUCUUCUCCUUCUCCUUCCCCUCCUCAUUUGCCUUCUCCUCAUUCUCUUCUCCUCCUCCUCAUCCCCCCCCCCUCC
Molecule: messenger RNA, 1710 nt
Organism: Gadus morhua (Atlantic cod)
Lineage: Eukaryota; Metazoa; Chordata; Actinopteri; Gadiformes; Gadidae
Gene: dipk2ab
Product: divergent protein kinase domain 2Ab
Source: RefSeq, a predicted model, not a curated record